AGUUAUUAUUUGGGUGUAAGUGCGGUUGCUGUGUAUUUAAUAACAAAAUUUGGCAAAUUUAGUAGAAAGGUUAUUAUGAUUAUGAAUAAUUGACAAAAACGAUCUUAAGAAUUUUAUGAUGUGAAGAUUACCGCUUUUGCUUUGAAUAUUGUAAUUCUCAUUUUAAAUUCGGAAAUACCAUUGCAAGUGACUCAACUGGUACCAUUGGAACCAAAAAAAAAAAAUUUAAAUAAUACAUUAAAUCAGUUUUUGAUUUGAUCGAUAAAAUGACAACUGUAACUACAAUACCAAAUUAUAAUCGACAGCAAAGUGCUGAUUCUGGUUGGGAUAAUCCUUUUAGACCAGGUGGGGAUUUAUCUAGAGAAGCUGAUGAAAUAGUCAACAUGAUAAGAGGCGGAAAACCCAUAACACCAACAGAAGAGGACAUUGUUAGAAAUGGCGAUUCAAAACAUGAGGACGAAAGCAGCAAUACUAUAAUAGAAGACGUUUCUGAUCAAAUAAAAAUUACUCAAAGUCAAGCGGCACAAAAUGGAACGAAAUCAAGUAGUGUACAAGCUUCUGGGGCUACAAAGCCUCCAAUAACUACAGAUAGUAAUGGAACAUCUUCGGCUCAAGUCUCAAAAAAAGUAGUACCUGGUCCAUCUUCGGCUAGUCAUAUCAUAAUUGACGAAAAGAAAAAUGCAAAGAAGGGAUGCUGCUCAAUACAAUAAAUACAUGCUUUCGGUCUAUACCAGUCAUUCUUAAUGACAUCUUUAAAAUACUGCACUUGUUGAUUAGAUAUUUAAUGUAUUUCAGGAAAGCUUAAAUUCACUCCGUGAGAGCUAUAACGCAUUCGAGUAUAUUUAUUUAUUUUUUGUUUUUGGUAAUUGCACAUCACAAGUUAUACCAGUCUAUCAUUAUAAAAGUAUUUAUGUACACAAUUUUAUAAAAAUGAACAUUUAGCAUAAACGAAUCGUAAGUAAUCGAUUGUAGUAAUAUGAUUGUCCGAUAUUAUGUUAAGGUAUUUAUUUAACACAAAUAAAUAAUAAACGCCUAAUCAAUACUUA
Molecule: messenger RNA, 1046 nt
Organism: Bactrocera dorsalis (oriental fruit fly)
Lineage: Eukaryota; Metazoa; Arthropoda; Insecta; Diptera; Tephritidae
Exons: 5
Coding region: 267-710 (147 amino acids)
Source: RefSeq, a predicted model, not a curated record